Molecule: messenger RNA, 1158 nt
Organism: Suillus subalutaceus
Lineage: Eukaryota; Fungi; Basidiomycota; Agaricomycetes; Boletales; Suillaceae
Exons: 5
Coding region: 1-1158 (385 amino acids)
Source: RefSeq, a predicted model, not a curated record
AUGUCCCAGAUCUCACCUGAAUCGUGCUCAUACUCAAAUCAUGCAGACUUUCUCAGGAAUGGUGUUUUCCGACCGGCCAGAAUACCUCAGGACUGGGCAUUGCACACCACCAAUGUAGCAAGCGAAUGGGUGGAGCAGCAAUUCCUCGCCCAUAUAGCCGGCUGGCCCUUGGUGAAUCUGCCACCCAAAUUGGACAUGGUCACGAUGCUUUCAUGUGGGCAACUGGCUUUGCGCAUGGCCCACGCCUAUCAACAUUCGAACAUAGACAUCAUCCGGUACAAUGAGGCCCUUGCCAAGCGUGAAUCUGGGAUGAAUGACGCCCAGGAAGAGGCCUUGUUGACGAAGUUCCCUCCUGCCGAGAACAUAUUUUUGGACACCCCGUCGGUGGUGAUGGACUCAGGUUUCAGGGUGAUCCUUUGGUACAUCCCGGAUGGGUUGAGUCCAUGGGUGCAGAAUGAUAUGUAUGCAGCCACUGUGUCCAUGGGAGAUCUUCUCAAGAAAAGUGUCACUACCAGGAAAGGAAGCGGUUGGAGGACCCACGAGUCCAACUUUCGACCUGCCGAGUUGCCAGGAUUGACUCCCGGGUGCAUAAACAUAGCACUGUGUUGGUUCCAGCAAGGUCAUGAAUGCUAUGGCCCACCUCCCAAUAAUCCAGAAGAUGGGUUCAAACCCGAGGUGUCAGCCACCCUGAAGGGCGAAAGGAGCCUGUCUAUGAUCAUGGACAUGCAGAGGCCCGCGCUUCUUGCAUCCGCUGCCUUGCGGGUCAUGCACCCUCAGCUGUACUGGGCUUCCGCAGCAGCCGUCAUGUGCAACCACCAGUCUCCCAAUCACCGAGAUCCGAAAUGUCUGCCUGAGGCAUUCGAUAUACUGACCUCCAUAGGCAGUUACCGGCAGGCGAUCAUGAAGUUGCCCAACCUGGGGAUCGAGUUGGCAUACAAUCCAGGAGUGAUGGUGAGUUAUUUGGGCCGUCUUGUAAGGCAUGGAAUCAGGGUUGAUGAAGGCGAUCGGAUAGUAUGGUCCUGGUUCCUCCGAGAUAGUGUUCACAACUAUGCCCGCACCCCUCGCCCGGAUUAUGCCAGAUACAAUCCGGCCGACCUCAAUGCAUACAAGUUGGCCAAAUACAACCAGGCUAAUUUUACCGUGUAUGGCAAGCUGUAG